AAAAACUGAAAUUGAAAGAAUUUGUAAAUGAGUUUAAUUCCUCCCUGUUGGGUGACUUUGAGAGCGUUUUUCUUUGGGAAAAUAUAUUGUAAUAUCUACAAAUUUGCUCUAUAUGAAGGAUCGUUGGUUAAGUAAUGGCUACAGCUCUAACUCUUUCACCAGACGAGUCUCAUUGUGUGUUGUGUUGUGAAGACAUUGAAUACACCGCUUGUGGGGUCUGUGAUCAUCCAAUCUGCCUAAAAUGUUGUGUAAAAUUACGUCUUUUGAGAAAAGAAUACGACUGUCCUGUGUGUAGAGCCCAGUUGAAAGAGGUAAUAGUUUCAAAAGGCUACAAGUUAUGGGCUGAUAAGACAAGACCUCGUCGUCAGCAGCAUUCAAGAAAUCAUGGAAUCCUUCAUGAAACAUCUGAGAGUCAAGAGAAAGUUGAUGAACUUCUCCAGCACAAGUGCCCAGAGUGUGAAGAGAUCCAUAGAUCAUUUCCCCAGGUGAAAGAUCAUGUACGAAAAGUCCAUUCUAUGAUUUACUGCGAUAUCUGCCUCAGAAAUUUGAAGAUAUUUACUCAUGAACGGAAGUGCUAUACCAGAGAGCAGUUGGUAAGACAUCGGAAGCAUGGUGAUGAUGACGACAGGUCGCAUCGAGGUCACCCGUUAUGCCAGUUUUGUGAUGAACGGUACCUUGAUAACGAUGAACUCUUGGUGCAUUUACGAAAGAACCAUUUCUGGUGUCAUCUGUGCGAGAAGGAUGGAUCACAAGAUUAUUAUCCACACUACAAUGAGCUUAGAAAACACUUUAAACAAGCUCACUUCCUCUGUGAAGAAGGUGAAUGUUUGCAUGAAAAAUUCACAUCUGUUUUUAGAAUGAAAGUGGACUUCCAGGCACACAUAGCACAGAAUCAUUCUGAUAAAUUAUCCAAGGCAGAAGCUCGGCAGAUGCGACAGUUGGACAUUAAUAUAACAUUUGCUCCACGCGAGGAGCCAAACAGCAUUGUAUCUGGUCGUGAUUUUAGCUUUCCAGAACAGGGACAAGAGAGAUAUACCAGAUCAAGUGGAGUGACAGGUGAUUUUCGAUACAUUGGAAUUCGAGAUCAAGGAAGCUAUAACAGGGAGGGCAGCAGCAAGGAACGUGAUCAAGAUACCCAACGACAUUUUCCUCAGGAUCGAGCAGUUAAGGGGGAAAACAGAGGAAUGAAUUUGGGAAUGAAGAAUAUGGGUGAUAAAGGUGAAGCGAGGAGGGGUAAUGUGAGGACAUCUAGAGAUGUCUUGGAAGGUGAUCAUAAACGACCCCCUGGUGAAGUUAAUAAAAGGAUAUUUGAGGGGGGUGGUGGAAGAAAGAAUAAUAAAGUUGAUAUAACUGACAAAGUUAGCAAGAGUGCAGAUAUAGUGAGAGGAGAUGAAGCUUUAAGGUCCAACAGGAAGAAGGGAUCAUCAGAUGAAAGGUUUGGUAGCGCCGGUCGCAAAGAGAAGCAGCAGAGUUUGGACCAGUUGGAAGAUGGUAAAUUUAAUGAUAGAGGCAAGAAAAUGGAAGAAAACUCAUCACAAAAAAGGAAUACCAAAAGUGGUGAAGGAAGUUUGAAAGUUGAUGUGGGCAAGAAUCAUAAAAUAGAGAGCCAAAAACAGAAGACAGAGAACAAGAAUCAGAAGGAACGAGAGAAAAACAGCAAGAAUCAGAAGGAAGGAGAGAAAGACAGCAAGAAUCAGAAGGAAGGAAGAGAGAAGAAAAAGACUGAGAGAAAAAGUCUGGAAGUGGACAGUGAGAAACAAAAGACGGAAAGCCAAAGUCAGAAAGAGCAGAAACAAAAACAGAAGAAAGAUGGUGAAAAUCAGAAGAAAGACAAGAAGAAGACAGAUGGCAAGAGUCAGAAAUCAGAGAGUCAGAAAUCAGAGAUUGAACAACAGAAGACUGAAGGAGAGAAGAGGGAAGAAAAUGCAGAGAAACCAAAGGAUGCUUCAGUGCUGCCCACUGGCAAUACACCAGAGCCUGUGAAGAACAACGUCAAGCCAAGAUCAGCUUAUGACAGUGAAUUUCCAACCCUUUCAAAUGAGCCAAGCAAGCCAUUGUUCAGGCCACCACCUGGUCUAAGUGUCCCACCUGGAUUUGAUCUUGUUAAACCAAAGUCCAAGAAAGAUAAUACAUCAAAAGAGAACUCUGAGAGCAAGCAGAAUCCUGAACACAUUGGUAACUCCUAUAACAUUGUUACAACAAGCAAACAACCUCAGAAAGAGAUCCAAAAUCUUGAGAAAUCAUUGGUCAACCAGUCAACCAAGAAAUCCAAAACCAAUGUUCAUAAUAAACCAUUUUCCAAACCUACGUACGAUAGUGAAUUCCCAACACUUUCUUCUCUUAUCAAUGGUCAUAGUUCAAGUGUUAAAGUACCACCUGGUCUUGCUCCCCCUGGAUUUCAACCUGCAGCUCCUGGACGUCCACCCCCUGGCAUGGGCUGGUCGGUCCCACUGAAACAAGAUGGUUCACAAGUGAAGGAAACUCGAAGUCAAAAGCUUAUCAGGGAUAUACGCAGAAUUUUAAACCAUAGGAGUGAAAGUUUUGAAAGUUUUCAACAAGUCUCAGGUAGUUAUAGACACGGCAGAACCUCUGCCGAAGAAUAUUACCAGCAGUGCUGUCAGUUGCUUGGUAAGGAACAUAUUCACAAAGUCUUUCGAGAACUGAUCGAUAUUCUUCCAGAUGAAGAUAAAAAAAGGGAACUAUUGCUUGUCUAUAAUGAUGCCAAAGUGACAUAUAAAUUGGGCGACGGUGUUGAAAAAGGAAAUGAUGUUUCAUUAAACACUGGAAGUGAAAUUGUUGAAGUUGCAAAGAUUCAGCCUUCUUUAGAAGAAGAUUUUCCUGCCUUACCAAUGGCCAGAACUGUGAAGAAAAAUUCAGCAAAGAACAUUGCAAGUGUGUGGUCACAAGGAAAAUAAACUGCUGCAAUAUCUUGUAGGAAAAUGAAAAUUGUUUCUGACCACAUAUCUUGGGAGUGAAACCUUGCAGUUUGUCCCAAUUGUACGAGAUUAUAUUCUAUACUGCUUUGAUGGAAAAACUAAUAUAAAUUGAAUUGUUCUCUGAACUAAAUUUAUGACUUAUUCAUCUGUACUCAAAUUUGAACAUCUAUAAUCAAGUUAUUAUUGUCUGACAUAUAAAAAAUACAAUUUCAAACUUAAAGUUUGUUA
Dendronephthya gigantea is the source of this 3164-nucleotide messenger RNA. Its product is annotated as E3 ubiquitin-protein ligase ZNF598-like. NCBI's taxonomy places the organism in Eukaryota, Metazoa, Cnidaria, Anthozoa, Malacalcyonacea, Nephtheidae. The record is from RefSeq and is a predicted model, not a curated record. Gene Ontology annotation, molecular function: ubiquitin protein ligase activity; ribosome binding. Gene Ontology annotation, biological process: protein ubiquitination; rescue of stalled cytosolic ribosome. The transcript has 3 exons. The coding region runs from base 135 to 2915 and encodes 926 amino acids.